Molecule: messenger RNA, 3066 nt
Organism: Clunio marinus
Lineage: Eukaryota; Metazoa; Arthropoda; Insecta; Diptera; Chironomidae
Source: the annotation of a GenBank genome assembly
AUGCAAUUAUUCCUUUGUUCAGUUUGUGGAGAAAUGAAUGUUGACCAGGCUGGACGAAUCGUUAAUGGAUUUGGUACAUACGCACAUAAAUAUCCGUGGAUGGCUGCAAUGUUUAGAGACAACGAUGAAUUUACAUGUGGUGGAAGUUUAAUUUCCACAAGAAACAUUUUAACAGCUGCUCAUUGUCUUUUCUACAUUAAGCGUCCAUUGGAAACUUACUGGCUUCUGGGAAUGCAUAAAGUAAAAAGAAGAGAAGGCGUCAGAUAUGAAACAAUUUCAUACGAAUAUCAUCCAAAAUUCAAAAAUUCAAGCUUUGGUGAUGAUUACGAUAUUGCAAUUGCCACAGUUGAUAAACUAAUCCUAUUUAGUGAUCAUAUUAAGCCUAUUUGUAUUACAUUAGCAUCACAUGAAUUCACAUGGCAAAUGGCGAUUGUCGCUGGAUGGGGAAGACUUAAUGAAGGAAGAUCUUCAGAGAUUGCUAAUGCUCUCAUGGAAACAAGAGUUGAAGUGAAAAGUUACGAGAAGUGCAAAGAACUCACUAAAUCGAUGGUUAAAUUCAACAAAGAUUCGAUGAUUUGUGCACAUUCACAUAAAACGGAUGCAUGUCAAGGCGACAGUGGAGGGCCACUUUUCAUUGAAACUCAUCCAAAUCGUUAUGAAGUAUUUGGCGUUGUUUCCUUUGGGGAAGGUUGUGCCAGACCUUUUCCAGGAGUUUAUUCAAGACUCACUACUAAAUUAACCAUUGAUUGGAUUUAUGAUACAAUUGGAAAAUCUAAAGGGAAAGUCUGUAAAGAUAUUAUAAAAAAGAGUUGAUUGAUAAAAAUCGAUUCUUUUCAAUUGCUACACAAUUUUUUUUCUUUUAUUUCCAACAUUUUUAUUACAUAAAUUAUUGCUCGAAAGAAUUUACACUCGGAAAAUUCAGCACAAUUCAUGAGACGGAUGUGAAGCUUAAAGGCAUUUUACGUGAUAAAACCAUGUAAAAAGUACGAUUUGACUUAAUUGUGUCGUUUCAUUUCAAAAAUAUCUCCAAUGGAAAACUCGAAUGUGUGAAAAGUUACGUGAAGGAAAGUGAACAAACAUCGAUUUUGUUAGCUGUUGGCAAGAAUUGUUUCCUUUCCAAAGAUUCUUUUGUGGCAUUUUCAUGAAGCAGGGCAAUUGGCCACUUCAAAACUGAUUUAUUAGUUAAAUGAGAUCGGUCAAUUGCUUUCAUUCUUCGAUGCCAACAGUGACAAACUUCGAUGCUUUAAAUUGAAUUUAUUUCUUAAUAUUUAUUCAGCUUUAAGCUCUCAUUGAAAUACUUUUAUGAAUUCAUGUCAAUGAAUGUUAAUUAAGUAAUGAAUUGAUAAAAACAAUGUUUUCAUGACUCAUACUAAAUGCUUACGAAAAUGAACUUUUGUGCAUGUUCAACUCUCUUAAAUUUAAUCAAUUUCUAUUCAAUGUCAAGUUGCAUUGCUUUAUCGAAGAAUUUUUCGUUUGAAAAAUAAAAACAAGAAAAUUAUUAUCACGUGAAUAUAUUUUCAAUCAAAUCUGUUGUCACAAACACUGGCCAGAUCAUCAACUAAGUAUAAAAUAAAGUUUCAAUCAAUGAAUCAUUUUUGAAGCUAAGCGGAUAUUUAACAUUUAAGUUCUAAUAAAUAAUGUCCAUUGACUUUCCACUCAGACUUUUCUUACUUGUGAUGGCUUCUUCUAAGUUACAGUCUAAUUUGCUAUAAGCAGCCUUUGAUCCACUUCUAGAUCUGUCACGACUUCGACGACCACGUCGUCCUUCGAGACAUAAAGCCAUCAGUUUAUGUCGAUUUUGAUGAAGAAUGUAAAGAAGUACGCAAAGGAACAUGAGACCGCAAAGAUACGUGAAGAAGUUUGAGUCUGGAUCUUCUUUAAACUCGACAGUUUCGUAAUUUUUAUGAGGAACUUCAUCUUCCACUAUCUCAUUUAAUUCCUCCUGGGGCAUUUUAUCAGCAGUAAGUUUAUUAUUGUUUCUUGCCAUCGAAUCAUCUUCGUACUCUUCAUCAGGAUCAAUUUCGUUUUGCAUAAAAGGAUCUUGAUCUUUCUCCAUUGGAUUAUCAGAAGCGACUUCAAAGGUUUGCUUAAUUUCUCCAUCUUCAAGAUUCUCACCAUCAUUGAUGUUCACUUCUUCAACAGCUUUCUUUGCUUCGUUUACUUCUCCUUGACCUUCAUUAUUGAUGUUUGUAGCUUCAUUAGACUUCUUACUGUCAUUGACACCUCCAAUUUCAUCACUAUUACUAUCAUUACCUGAUUUUAUCACUUUAUCAAUAUUUUUCAUUUCAGAUUUUUCUUCGGAAACUUUUGAAAGAUUUUUCGCGAUAUCAGCAGCAGGUACAAUUGGAACUGUUGUUGAUGGUGUUGUAGGGUUUGAAGUUGGUAUUGGUUGAUCAGCAGCAUCUUGAUUAGCACUCAAAUUUGAUGACGUAUCUUCUUUUCUUAGAGCUCCAACAUUUCUUGAAGUGCUGAUUUUAACAAAUGAUGGCACAUUAGCCCUGCCAGCUAAUUUGUCAACUUUGGUAGUGAUUACUUCACCAAUAACGUCAGGUUUAAUGUUGAUAACUUGUUGGGCUUUGUCAUUACUUAACCCAUCUAAAUACGUGUACUGAUUAAAAAGGAAACGACAUACAGGAAGUAAUUUUGUUUCAUAUGACUCUGGAUCAUUGUAGAAGCAUCGAUCAUUACAAGUUGCUUCACCAUUGUCUUUCUUCAAUAUGUCCUUGAACCAAAUUGCUUGGUCUUUAAUAGCUUUUGCAGCAUCAGUUCGAGGUGUAUCGGGAAGGACAUUUGACAAUGCUUCACAGAAUUUUCCAUCUACGUAAGUAGCAUUUUUUCCUCUAAUAAACUCCAAUUUUUCAGAAUCAAAUGAUAAAGCUAAUUCAUACAUAGCAAAGCAAAGAGAAUUCGAGAAUUCAUUUUUCUUUUGACAUUCGGCUAUAAAUUUAUGUUCGCGUAACUGUACGGUACGAUUAUCACUUUGUAUGAUGUUAAUUAAUGAAUUCUCUUCAACUGGAGCUGAUAUAACACUAGAAAUUAGGAAAAGUACUUGAAGAAUUACCCAAC